AUGACGGUCAGAGCGCGGGACGGAGACGGUCCUGGGCACCACGCGAAGGGAAAACAGUGUAAAAACCCUCUUUGUGAGGACCCCACGAACUGCAAGCACAACGAGAAAAGGAACCAGCCCUGUCCAACCGACUGUCGGGGGCAUUGGGAGCAGACGAGUGAGUCUUGCGAGGAUCCGGGGAGUAGCAAUGUUGACCCCUGGAGGGAGAAGAUUGUGUCGCACACGUACAAAAUCACGCGAAAUGCAGCGCCUGGCUUCGACGGCGUAGAGGGAAAUGGGUGCCAGGAUGAUGAUCAUCCCGGGCAAAUAAACUGGUGUGCAAGGGAAAAUGACUGUAAGAACAACGAGAAGAAGUUUGACUUCUGUCCGCGGAACUGCUCGGGGGAAUGGAGCCAAACGAGAGGAGAACUAGAAUCGCAGUGCACGGGGAACGGGGAGAUUUUGAAGAGAAAAUACAGAAUUACUUAUCCGUCACUCUAUAACGGCGCGGUGUGCGAGGAAGACGACGACGCCGAAGACGAAAUCACCUGUCCGAUCGACUGUAUGUCGGGAUGGGACAAUGGAAUAAGCACAGAUUCGGAACUAUUGGCAGCGAAGUGUGACCCAGCCGGGCUCGGGGAGGAGGUUGUUCGGACGUACUUGAUUACACGCGAGGCCAGAAACGGGGGUGCGGAAUGCGAGGAACCGGACUUGGCGAACAACACAAAAGUUACUGCGAUUUGCCCGACCAAUUGCAUUGGCGGUUGGGACUACGAAACCGUGGAAGAUUUGCGAGAACAGAAAUGCACCGGUCACGGGGAGCGCUUGUCGCGGCAUUUUGUCGUGUCCCAGGAAAAAUUGAACGGGGGAAAGGAUUGUGAUUUCGCACACAACCAGCCGGAGUUAAACAACGAAAUCACUUGCCCGCGAGAUUGCAUUGGAGAAUGGAACGUCACGGCCAUUGCAUUGUGCAAAAACGAGCCGGAAGGAACGAGGAAGGCGCGUACUUACAUUCACAAAGUACCUGCAGAAAACAACGGAGUCGCCUGUCCCUUCGCAAACGGGCAAGAACGGGUCGUGGUGUGUGGAGAAAAGGGUGGUGUGCUGAAUGGAACGAAAACAACUACCGGGUUGGUUUCCACGCCCGUCCCAGGACCGGUCGUAUUGGGGGGCGGGUCAUCAUCGUCUGCACAUGGAGGGAGUCCUCUGACGGGACAAGAAGAAGAUGAAGCUCUAUUUGCUCGGGCGUCGAAAGAAAGGACAACGUCUGUUGGUGGAUCAUCGACCACUGCAAAUAAAGCGACGACAACUUCCGCUGAGACCACAACAUCCGCUCCGGCGGAGCAUCUCUUCAGUGCGCGCGAAAUUCCAUACGACGAGGUAGCCGGGAUGAAAAAGGCAAAAGCUGCACAAGGUCCAGAAAACGAAGGAUUUUUGACGUGUUGCUAG
Molecule: messenger RNA, 1428 nt
Organism: Amoebophrya sp. A120
Lineage: Eukaryota; Dinophyceae; Syndiniales; Amoebophryaceae
Source: the annotation of a GenBank genome assembly